UUUGGCAGGGAGAAAGUGGGCAGCCACGACAGCGUCAACGUGUUCCUACCCCAAGAUGCCGCCCAGCUCUUCCAGACGGAGGGGAUUUUCCCACGCCGGAUGGGCAUAGAUUCCUGGCUCGCCCACCGUGCCUUGAGGAACCACAAGUGCGGCGUCUUCCUAUUGAACGGGGAAGAGUGGCGCUCUGACCGGCUCAUCCUCAACAAGGAAGUCAUCAGCCCUGCUGGCACCCGGAAGUUCCUGCCCUUCCUCAACACGGUGGCUGAGGAUUUCGUGGCCUUCAUGUACCGGCAGAUCAGGAAGAACACCCGAGGCUCGCUGACCAUUGACCUUUACCACGAUCUCUUCCGCUUCACGCUGGAAG
This is a messenger RNA of Notechis scutatus (mainland tiger snake), 364 nucleotides long. NCBI's taxonomy places the organism in Eukaryota, Metazoa, Chordata, Lepidosauria, Squamata, Elapidae. The record is from RefSeq and is a predicted model, not a curated record.